This is a messenger RNA of Daldinia childiae, 330 nucleotides long. RefSeq names its product Acid phosphatase-like protein. The coding region runs from base 1 to 330 and encodes 109 amino acids. NCBI's taxonomy places the organism in Eukaryota, Fungi, Ascomycota, Sordariomycetes, Xylariales, Hypoxylaceae. The transcript has a single exon. The record is from RefSeq and is a predicted model, not a curated record.
AUGCGAAAACUGGCCACGCAGUUCACGAAUGCGUUAAUCGCCUCUGGUGUGCGUACCUCCCCGAAGACGUGUGUCCUGAACGUCAACUUCCCCAAGGUCGAGGGAGACUGCACACCCGGCCAAAUUCACGUGGUGCUGAGCCGUAUCAACCCCGGUGUAUUCUCCGAGCGCGAUGUCGAGACCUGCGGUACCGACAGAUUACCGACGGAGGCAAGCGUGAUCAAUGCUGAUGGCUGUCAUAUUUCCGUCAGCGUUGGAGACUCGACGGAUAAGACGACCGCAUCAGCUGAUAAGCAGGCCGUUGUAUUACGAAGUUGGGUAGCCUCCUGA